Molecule: messenger RNA, 1035 nt
Organism: Fulvia fulva
Lineage: Eukaryota; Fungi; Ascomycota; Dothideomycetes; Mycosphaerellales; Mycosphaerellaceae
Product: Endo-1,4-beta-xylanase B
Exons: 1
Coding region: 1-1035 (344 amino acids)
Biological process (GO): carbohydrate metabolic process
Molecular function (GO): hydrolase activity, hydrolyzing O-glycosyl compounds
Source: RefSeq, a predicted model, not a curated record
AUGCAUACAAACGCCGCCAAACUUGGCGCUGUCCUCAUGACAGCGCUUACAUCCGCAACAGAUGUUCCUAGCACAGGCUUGACACCCCUCCGACAACUUGCACAGAAGACAAAUUUCCUCAUCGGAUCCGGAGCGAUCAACCCCGACUAUCUCAAAGAUCCCCAAUUCGCAACAGUCCUCGCCAGAGAAUUCGACAGCCUAUCUCCCGAAAACGAGCUCAAAUGGACCUUCGUAAACCCAACACCCGAAAACUACAACUGGACCGGCCUAGACGCCCUCGUGCACUUCGCAGAACAGAACGACAUGGUCGUCAAAGGCCACGGUCUCAUCUCCAGCUGCUGCAACCCGGAACACGUCCUCGACAUCACUUCUCCCGCAGCUCUCAACGCUACCUUGACAUCUCACUUCCAGGCCAUCAUGCAUCGCUACGCAGGUAAGAUGGACCGCUGGGACGUUGUCACAGAAGCUCUUACAGUGCAGACGGGGACCGAGGAAGGGCCGGGCGGACUUCAGAAGAAUUUCUUCUAUAACGUUUCUGGGCCUGGGUACAUCGCAGACGCAUUCCGUAUCGCUCGCGCAGCAGACGCCGACGCCCGUCUUUUCAUCAACGAGAACCAGGUCGAAGCGUAUCCAGGCAAGCGUCAAGACCUCUACAACUUGGUUGCCGCACUGGUCGCGGAUCAUGUUCCGAUCGAUGGAGUUGCGCUGCAGAUGCAUAUUACCGAGGUCGCACCAGUGCCAGGCGUGAUCAAGGCCAUGGUGGAGUCGUACCGUGCACUGGGUCUGGAAGUGACUGUGGCGGAAUUGGACGUUCACACGCUGAAUGCUACGAAGGCAGCGGAGAUAUAUGGCGCCGUUUCGCGGGAGGUCCUAGAUGCUGGGGUUACGGAUAUCAGCUUUUGGGGGUUCACGGAUAAGCAUGCUUAUACUUGGAUUCCUGGUGCGAAGCCGUUGAUGUUUGAUGAGCAAUAUCAUGCUAAGGCUUCGUACAAUGCGACUCACGCUGCUUUCGUGGAGGAGAUUGGUGGCAAGUAG